Beta vulgaris subsp. vulgaris (sugar beet) is the source of this 1950-nucleotide messenger RNA. RefSeq lists its product as uncharacterized. The record is from RefSeq and is a predicted model, not a curated record. NCBI's taxonomy places the organism in Eukaryota, Viridiplantae, Streptophyta, Magnoliopsida, Caryophyllales, Amaranthaceae. The transcript has 3 exons. Bases 1 to 1950 code for a protein of 649 amino acids.
AUGUUCUCUGGUUGGUGUUUUACAACAAACUCAUCAUAUCAUGCUGGUGGAAGGAUAAUAAUAGCAUGGAAGGCAGGUAGCUUCCAUAUAAACAUAAUAUCUGCAUUUAGUCAAUAUAUUCAUUGUUUUGUUCAACCCAUAAGUGGUAGAGCUGGUUUCUUUUGCACAUUUAUCUAUGCUUUUAAUGAAAGUAAAAGCAGGGAGAUAUUAUGGGAGGAUUUGAGGAAGCUGUAUACUCAAGAAGCUUGGAUUAUAUGUGGUGAUUUGAAUUGUGUUUUGAACCCAGAGGAAAGAAUUGGGUCUUUGGUAAGAGAAAAUGAGAUAAGGGAUAUCAGAGUAUGUAUGAAUGCAUGUGAAUUGACUGACAUCAAGAGUGUGGGCAAUAUGUUCACAUGGAACAAUAAACAAGAAGGCAGCAGAAGAGUUUACUCUAAAUUGGGUAGAGUGAUGGCUAACUCCAGAUGGCAGGACAUCUAUAGUUCAGCUGAGGUUUGUUUUCAAAAUGAAGGUGAAUUUGAUCAUUCACCUGCAUUAAUUACUGUGUAUCCAAGAGACAACACUAGAGUGAAGCCUUUCAGGUACUUCACAAUGUUGAAAAGUUCUCCACAGUUCAUGGAUAUAGUGAAGAAGGGUUGGAGCACAACUGUUCAAGGCACUAAGAUGUAUGUAGUGUUGCAGAAAUUAAAAGCUGUGAAAAAAGGUUUAAAGGAGUUGGAUAGAACGGGGUUUGCAGAGAUUCAGGUAGCAGAGGUAGCAGCUUACAAUAAGAUGAUGGUUGCUCAAAAUUUGAUGCAUCAACAUCCAGGAUAUACAAGAUGGGUUGAUGAUGCUAAGGAAGUUACUGAGGCUUUAUUGACAUACUAUAAAGAUCUGCUUGGUACAUCAGAAAUCAGGAGCUCAGUUUCACCUUUGGUUAUGAAAUGUGGGCCUGUGCUCACAGAUGCUCACAAAUGUUUACUAGAAGCGCCAUACACAGUAGAGGAAAUAAAGCAUGCUCUCUUAUCCAUACCAGGGAGCAAAGCUCCUGGUCCUGAUGGAUUUAGUUCCUCUUUCGAUAGAGAUUCAUGGGAUAUAGUUGGUGAAGAAGUGGUAAUGGUUGUCCUAGAUAUAUUACAAAGUGGGAAACUACUGAAGGAGCUAAAUACCACCACCAUCACACUCAUUCCUAAGGUCAAGUGCCCUAAGAGUGUGAAGGAAUUCAGGCCCAUUUCCUGUUGCAACACAAUUUAUAAAUGUGUUACAAAGGUUCUUUGUGGGAGGUUGAGGCAAAUUUUGCCAAACAUAAUAAUGGAGAACCAGGGAGGUUUUGUUCAUGGAAGAUACAUAGCUCAUAAUAUCAUGGUGGUUCGGGAUUUGGUGAAAAAUUAUGGGAGGAAGAAGGCUUCACCAAGCUGCAUACUGAAAAUAGACAUUCAAAAAGUAUAUGAUACAAUGAAUUGGGAGUUCUUGAAGGAAAUGAUCACUCGUCUGCAAUUCCCAGUUGGUUUCAUACAGUUAGUCAUGGAAUGUUAUUAUGCUUCACUUUACCUAUUAUUGGGGGCUUUUAAGUUGUUCUCUAAUACAUCUGGUUUAAAAGCAAAUGUGCAAAAAUCAGCAAUGUAUACAUGUGGAAUGAAGGAACAGGAUGUUCAAAGGAUCAUUGAUGCAUCAGGUUUUGAAAGGAGUACAUUACCUUUCAAAUAUCUAGGUGUUCCUAUUUGUUCUAAGAAAAUUUCUACUGCACAGUGUGAAGUAUUGACAGAUAAGAUCACUGCAAGAAUUCGAAUGUCGAGUACCAGGCACCUCUCAUACAUGGCUAGAUGUCAGUUGAUUAACUCAGUCUUGCUCAGUUACAUGUAUACUGGGCACAAGUGUUUCUUCUUCCACAAAGAACACUCAAGGAUGUUGUUAAAGCUUGUAGAGCUUUCCUCCGGAGUGGGCAGCAUUUCAGUAGUAAACCUGGGUCAAUAG